Bombus impatiens (common eastern bumble bee) is the source of this 770-nucleotide messenger RNA. RefSeq lists its product as uncharacterized. The transcript is spliced from 4 exons. Bases 1 to 720 code for a protein of 239 amino acids. Lineage: Eukaryota; Metazoa; Arthropoda; Insecta; Hymenoptera; Apidae. The record is from RefSeq and is a predicted model, not a curated record.
AUGCAGAAGUUUUUGUGUACCGCUUUCUGCAUUUCCACUAUAGCGUUUUGUGCCUCCGGUUUACCUCAAGAGGAUGAUGUCGUAGGUGUUCUCGACAAGAUAAAGACAGGCUUGGAAUAUGCGACCGAUUAUCUGGAGACUGCAAAGGAUAUCGCAGAUCUGGUUGCAAAAAGUUUAGGCGCUAAGCAGAAGGAAAGACGAGGAGAGGAUGAUAAAACAAAGGAUAAAGGAAGUUUCGGUCCUUCUAACGUUAUGUCCGCGUUCUUCCGUCUUUUUGGACUGGAUUCGCAGAAAGUUACAGCCAUUGCUGUGAACAGCGUUAUAUUUCUUGCGCAAAUGAUAAGUUCGUUGUUUAACUUGAAACCUCCGAAAGAAAAUGCCGCCAGGAGUUUGGAAGACGAGACUGAUGCUUCAUCUUGGAAUCCAGCUAAACUUAUCACGGAGAGCAAGAGCGAGAGAAUACAAAACUUAAUCGAGCAAGCUCAUGACGAGAAUCUACCGGUUCGACUGAUCGAGAAACUGGAUGGUGCUGAUUCCGCGUGUAUCAGAUUGCUGGUAUGCAAAAUUUCACCGGUGAUAAGGGCGACGCAGAAUUUCCUAAAAAACAAAGCCCAAUGUAAAUCACAUCAAAUGACUUCGUGGUUGCCCAAAAGAGACGAGUUCGAGGAAAACAGCGAUGAAUGCGAAAACACGCAUACCGAUUGCAAUUUAUUUUCCUAGCGGUAGUUAUUGAAUCGACCUGUAGUUUAUUUAACUUUAUUUGCUGCGAA